This is a messenger RNA of Closterium sp. NIES-65, 387 nucleotides long. The record is from the annotation of a GenBank genome assembly. NCBI's taxonomy places the organism in Eukaryota, Viridiplantae, Streptophyta, Zygnematophyceae, Desmidiales, Closteriaceae.
AUGCCCGCGAUCGCCUGGCGCUUGCUGCCUGGUGUUUCAAGCGGAUUUGAGGCUUCACUGCAUGAUGAGCAGCCUGCCAACACCAGCAGCGGUCAUGACGCUGUAGAUGGCAGCAGCAGUGCAGUGCAGCUUGUAACGCUAGCGCAUCUGCUCUCUAAAGAGGACAGCAGCAUGUGGCUUCAACCGCUUAUGGAAAAUGGCAUCAAUAUCAAGACCACCCCGCAAGCAGUCGCCACGCUGGAAAAGCUGGUGUGUGCGCUGGGUGCUGGCUUUCUGGGCACAGCCCACUCCACCUUCACGAAUGACAUUGUGCGGCUGAGACACGGGUUCCGCACUGCGAGGUGCAGCGAUGACUAUAUCUGCAGUGCCGGGCCGAAAGAGGGGUAG